GAUACUCGCCUCCCAUAAAACACAAGGCCUCUAACUAAUCGGGCUUCUCUCUAGAAAAUCUUAACCGCCAGCGCAGCGGGCAAGGAUAUUGAUUUCAAAGUGCCCUCAAUCUUCUCUUUCCUUUUCUCUUAGUAACCGUCAAAACCAAAGCCGCUCUCUUGCCGGCGAGGUCCCAUACAAAAGUGCAAGCACUGUCUUUUUCCCUUCCAAACAGGUCUCAACUUGGAAUGCCGUAUAAUAACAGUAUAUGAAAAGAAUCUCAUUGCUGAGUUUGUGCAUCGAUGGCUUGGAGGAACAUGAUGUCAUAUUUUUCUCUCCCGGAUUUCCGUGGUAUCUUCCAGGGCAGAGUGAGGCAGGCGGGGAUGGGUACGCACACUAUCAAAUCUCAUGGAGCCAAACUUGCGAGGGAUCACAUGCACGAUUGGCUUAUUUUACUGCUACUUGUGGUGAUUGAGGUCAUUCUCUACUUAAUCCAUCCAUUUUACCGGUUCGUGGGAAAGGAUAUGAUGACAGACCUGAAAUAUCCCUUGAAAGAGAACACGGUACCUGUAUGGACCGUGCCUUUGUAUGCAGUUUUGUUGCCCGUUGCUGUUUUCCUUUUAGUUUAUAUUAGAAGGAAAGAUGUCUAUGAUCUGCAUCACAGCAUCUUAGGCCUCUUAUUUUCUGUGCUGAUUACUGCUGUCAUCACGGAUGCAAUAAAAAAUGCUGUUGGCAGGCCUCGACCAGACUUCUUUUGGCGUUGCUUUCCUGACGGGAAGGAUCUCUAUGAUAGGUGGGGAAAUGUAAUCUGUCAUGGUAAAGGAAGUGUCGUUAAGGAAGGGCAUAAAAGUUUCCCAAGCGGUCAUACUUCAUGGUCAUUUGCUGGAUUAGGUUUUCUCUCACUCUACUUAUCUGGAAAAAUCAAGGCAUUUGAUCGGAAAGGGCACGUGGCAAAACUAUGCAUUGUUUUUCUUCCUCUACUUGCUGCGUCUCUUGUCGCCAUCUCUCGAGUUGAUGAUUACUGGCAUCAUUGGCAAGAUGUGUUCGCUGGAGGCCUUCUAGGGCUGGUUGUGGCAACAUUCUGCUAUGCACAGUUUUUCCCACCCCCUUACACCGAUGAAGGAUGGGGACCCUAUGCCUAUUUCCAGGCUUUGGAGGAGUCACGUUCCAAUACAAAUGCAGGGCAGUCUAUGAAUGCACUUGAUAUGCAGCCCAUGAAUGCUCAUGUCAUGAGUCAACGAGGCAGGCAAAACGGAGAUGACUUUGCCUCCUUGGACGAAUUGGAAUCCGGAAGGAUGUGAAUGUGCGUGUUUAUCUACUUCUGUCCAUAUUUUGUGUGAGUAGUUUUAUUAUUUUUUUCCUCUUUUUCGGUGGUAAAUAGAACGUAGAAUGAUGAUUUACAAUUUAUUAUUGUAGUUAAAUGAAUGGUAGUGAUAUGUCAAUAAUACCUUGAACGCCAUGGAUGCAAUGAUCUAAAGAUGAAAAGUUUACGAACAAAA
Populus euphratica (Euphrates poplar) is the source of this 1478-nucleotide messenger RNA. RefSeq names its product putative lipid phosphate phosphatase 3, chloroplastic. Gene Ontology annotation, biological process: phospholipid dephosphorylation; phospholipid metabolic process. Lineage: Eukaryota; Viridiplantae; Streptophyta; Magnoliopsida; Malpighiales; Salicaceae. The coding region runs from base 282 to 1280 and encodes 332 amino acids. The transcript is spliced from 9 exons. Gene Ontology annotation, molecular function: phosphatidate phosphatase activity. The record is from RefSeq and is a predicted model, not a curated record. Gene Ontology annotation, cellular component: membrane.